GGAGGAGGAGCAGCAGCAGCAGGAGGGUACCUGCCCCAGUCCCAGGAGGCAAUCCCUGCAGGCUGCCUGGAGGAGGAGCCCGAAGAGGCCAUGGCCACCGAGACGACGCAGGGACCCAACGCUACCUGGUGGGCUCCGACCAACGCAUCCGGAUGCCCAGACUGCACUGUCAAUGCCUCAGAUGGUCCAGUCCCUGCGCCACAGCUCCUGGAUGCCUGGCUGGUCCCCCUCUUCUUUGCUGCGCUCAUGUUGCUCGGGCUGGUGGGGAAUUCGCUGGUCAUCUACGUUAUUUGCCGCCACAAGCAUAUGCGGACAGUGACCAACUUCUAUAUCGCCAAUCUGGCGGCCACCGAUGUCACCUUUUUGCUGUGCUGCGUGCCCUUCACGGCGCUGCUCUACCCGCUGCCCGCCUGGGUGCUGGGGGACUUCAUGUGCAAGUUUGUCAACUACAUCCAGCAGACCGUGGGCACCAGACACUCCUCCCAGGACACAUCCGUGUGCACCCGAGUGGUUGGAUAUGUGGGAAGAUCGGGAGCCCCCACCACACUCGACUCCUUGGCUUUUCCAGGUCUCAGUGCAAGCCACAUGCGCCACGCUGACAGCCAUGAGCGUGGAUCGCUGGUACGUGACGGUGUUCCCGCUGCGCGCCCUGCACCGCCGCACUCCGCGCCUGGCGCUGGCGGUCAGUCUGGGCAUCUGGGCUCUGCAACCGUGUCUGCCCCGGUGCUCACCCUGCACCGACUGUCCCGUGGGCCUCGCACCUACUGCAGCGAGGCUUUCCCCAGCCGCGCCCUGGAGCGCGCCUUCGCUCUCUACAACCUGCUGGCCCUGUACGUGCUGCCCUUACUGGUCACCUGCGCCUGCUACGGAGCCAUGCUGCGGCACCUGGGCCGCGCCGCCGUUCGCCCUGCACCCGCGGAUGGCGUCCUGCAGGGCCAGUUGCUGGCGCAGCGCGCUGGCGCAGUGCGCACUAAGGUCUCCCGUCUGGUGGCCGCCGUGGUGCUGCUCUUUGCAGCUUGCUGGGGUCCGAUACAGCUGUUCCUUGUGCUGCAGGCGCUGGGCCCCGCAGGCGCCUGGCAUCCGCGCAGCUACGCGGCCUACGCGCUCAAGAUCUGGGCGCACUGCAUGUCCUACAGCAACUCAGCGCUCAACCCACUGCUCUACGCCUUCCUGGGCUCGCACUUCAGACAGGCUUUCCGCCGUGCGUGCCCCUGUGGCGGCGGCCGCCAGCGCCCGCCCCACGGGCCUGGACGUGCUGACAUGGCCGCAAGCCACACGGAGCUGCACAGCCUGGCCGCUCACCCAACCCGGGUCAGGACCGCAGAACAAUCGCUGUGUGUCCACAGGGAAAGCGCUGCACCUCUCUGAGCCUCCGGCGGAACAAUGGUUCAACAUUAUCAGUGUCUCAUAAUAGGGGAAAUGUCCUGUCGUCUUGGGUUUGGCCAAAGCAGGCUAUGGUGUUUUCUUAUUGAUAUUGUGAAAAUUGUUCCUGUACUUUGUGACAUUUGAAGAAUACUACUCUUGUCUUCUGAAAUUUUCUUUUCCUGUCCUGGGAACUGAACCCAAGUCUUUGCUCUUAACUAAACAAGUG
Messenger RNA from Nannospalax galili (Upper Galilee mountains blind mole rat), 1591 nucleotides. RefSeq names its product KISS1 receptor (gene Kiss1r). The record is from RefSeq and is a predicted model, not a curated record. The coding region runs from base 91 to 1368 and encodes 425 amino acids. Gene Ontology annotation, cellular component: membrane. The transcript is spliced from 5 exons. Gene Ontology annotation, biological process: neuropeptide signaling pathway. Gene Ontology annotation, molecular function: G protein-coupled peptide receptor activity. Lineage: Eukaryota; Metazoa; Chordata; Mammalia; Rodentia; Spalacidae.